CAAAUGUUGAGAAUACAGCACGUACGGUCGUGUUGUGGAAAUUUUUUGAUCAUUUUCACUCAAAGUUUUAUGACAUUGAAUGAUGGAGCAGACAUAGAUCAAAUGUGAAGAAGUGUGAACUGAAGAGGUGAGCUGACGACCGAGUUGAUGAUAGAAAAAUGUCGCGCUGGGACUGGAAGGACCUGUGUGGGCGGGGUGAAAACAUCAGCACGUGGAUUCAGUCGGAUUUCGGAUUUUGCUUUGAGCAACUGGCGAUUGUAUGCCCCACGUACUGUGUAAUGGCCAUUGUAGGCGCUUUCUAUUUAGCCCAUGGAAGUCGAAGCCAGUCGUAUUUGACAUCCAGAUGGCGGUGGAACUCAAAAGGAAGGUUUGCCCUGUGUUUACUUCUGGUACUUGCUCCCCUGUUGCGAAUCAGUCUUCAAGCCCUAGUGAGGAGACGUCUUAUCAGCAUCGCAGACGGAAGUAUUUGUGGCGUAGCGAUGUUUGCCUGGCUCCUUCAGUCUGCCUUUCAGUGGAAAUUGAAAUACCUUUAUUGGAUGAGCACAAGAGGCCCAGUGGCUGUAAAUUUGGCAGUUCUGCUCACAACAGUUGCAUCUGCCAUACAAGUUCGGACAGUUGUGCUUCAGCGUAUUGAACAUUCCAUCCUUCACAGUCCAUCAGAAGAAAUCAUCACUUACAUUAUUCUUGGCUUUCAGGUGCUUUUCUUGAUAACGCUUAUACCUGCUUCUCCACAAACGUACACAGCAGCCAGUAAUAAUGUUCACGUCCAAGAAGAAAGUGAUCGCCUUUUAGACAGUGGCAGAACUGUCCGAGAUUAUGGUGCAGUCAAACAUGUGUCAAAAGACCUGGGUGUUGCAGAAUAUGCACACUGCUUAUCAAAGUUGACAUUCCACUGGGUUACCCCACUUUUGGUGAAGGGAGCAAAGAAACUUAUAGAGAAUGCUGAUGAUUUGUUCACUCUACCCAGUCGCUUAAACACACAUAGAAUUCAUUUAAAAUUCAGUUCUAUUCUUCAAGGUAGAGAAAAGGUCAGAGCACAUACAGAUUUAUCGAACAGCGUGUGCUCAAGUAAGAAUGUGGAAAGUCCAGGAAUACAGUCACCUGACAAUGAUCUGAGAGUUCCACAUGUGCAGGUGCAGACUCCAUUACAGCACAACACCAGUAGAAAUUAUAAACCUAGAUCACUGUUGUCUGCCUUGAAUAAGGCCUUUGGAUGGGAGUACUAUUUAUUAGGUGUGUUAAAGCUGCUAGCAGACUGUCUUGGCUUUGCAGGACCACUUCUUUUGAAUCUGUUGGUUACUUAUAUCGGUGAUAAGAAUGAAAAAGAGUCCAAUGGAUAUAUUUAUGCCAGCGGGUUGUUCGUGUCAACAUUUCUGGCCAUGUUUUUUACCACCCAGUUUGAUUAUAAUGUUCAAGUGGUAGGUUUCAAGAUCAGGGCUGCAAUAAUAACAACAAUAUACCACAAGGCUCUAGCAGUGAAUUCGGUGUCUGCAUCAAAGUUUACCACAGGAGAAAUUGUUAACUUCAUGAGCACAGACACUGACAGAAUAGUUAACUUCUGUCCAAGCUUCCAUGCAUUCUGGAGCCUGCCUUUCCAAAUAGGUGUGUCCCUCUAUUUGUUACAUCAGCAAGUGGGCGUGGCAUUUUUGGCCGGAUUAUGCUUUGCUGUGAUACUUGUCCCUGUAAACAAGUGGCUCGCUAACAAGAUAGGAGAUCUGAGCACUAAAAUGAUGACUCAAAAGGAUGCACGUGUCAAGGUGAUGAGUGAGAUGUUACAAGGCAUUCGCAUCCUGAAACUCUACUCCUGGGAAGAGCACUUCUCCCAGAAAAUCACAAAGUUGAGAGAGUUAGAACUGAAGAGCUUAAAGGGCAGGAAAUAUUUGGAUGCUUUAUGUGUGUAUUUCUGGGCCACAACACCUGUGCUUAUCUCCAUUUUAACAUUUACGACUUACUCUUUGAUGGGCCACACAUUAACGGCUGCCAAGGUAUUUACAAGCCUGUCACUAUUUGUGAUGUUGAUUAGUCCUCUGAAUGCCUUCCCCUGGGUGUUGAAUGGUCUGAUGGAAGCCUCGGUGUCUCUGAAGAGAGUUCAAGCAUUUGUACAGCUUAAGGAGUCCCAGCUAGACACAUACUAUAAAGAAAUGAAUGAAAAGAUUUUACUUUUUUUCAAAUUCACUGGAAGCUUUUUGAUCAGACUCUUAAAUUCGGUGAAUCAAAUUAAGUGUGAGAAAUAUUUGGAUGUGUAUUAUUUUUCUUUAUUAGCAUUUUUUUUAUUCCUUUUUUCACAUGUUUACUUUUCUGUUACAGAUUCAUUACCCAACAGAAAUAUUCUUGAAAUAGACAAGGCCACGUUUGCUUGGUUUGAGAAACAAGACUCAGUUUUGGAAAAUAAUGUGCAAGAGAAUACCACAGGAUCAUCACAUUUUAAUACUUUGAAACUUACAGAUAUUAGCCUUGAGGUCAAGAAAGGUAUGUUAGUAGGUGUGGUGGGAAAGGUAGGGUGUGGUAAGAGCUCUCUGCUGUAUGCAAUCCUAGGGGAAGUGGUGAAGGAAGAAGGGAGUGUUGGUCUGGAGGAUUACCCCGCUGGGUUUGCCCUGGCCAGUCAGGACCCCUGGUUACAGCAUGCCACUCUCAGGGAGAACAUCCUUUUUGGAAAGCCAUACAAUAUCAGGAGAUACGACCAGGUGGUGGAGGCAUGUGCGUUAAGUGAAGAUUUACAGAUGUUACCUGGAGGAGACCGUACUGAGAUAGGUGAGAACGGAGUAACAUUGAGCGGUGGACAGAAGGCCAGAGUUGCUCUAGCCAGGGCUGUAUAUCAGGAUAAAGAUUUCUACCUGCUUGAUGAUCCAUUAGCAGCUGUGGAUGCCCAUGUUGCACAGCAUCUGUUUGACAAGUGCAUCAUGGGGUUACUUCAAGACAAAACAAGAAUUCUCUGUACUCACCAUGUCAAGUUCUUACAGAGAGCGGAUUUAAUUGUCCUCAUGGAGAAUGGGAAAAUUGUUUCUGUUGGAGCACCCUUGGAGGUGUUGGAAUCAGAUGUAGUUAAGGACAUAGUGUAUGCUAUACCUGAUCAGGCCUCCAACAACCAGUCACAGCCCAUCAGUGAGUUGACAGAGCCUGACUCUCUUGUGAAGGAGGAAGAAAAGAAUACUGGUGUAGUGAAGUUUUCCGUGUACAAGUCCUACUGGAAGGCUGUGGGGAAUUGUUUAGCUUCCUUCAUUUUAUUGGCACUUUUCCUGAUGCAAGCCUCUAGAAAUAUCAAUGACUGGUGGUUGUCUUACUGGGUGACCCAUGCUCAUCACCAGAAAUCUCCUAGAGCUAAUGGUAGUAUUCCCCAGCCAGUCCCUGACAAUGCACAUUCACUGCUCAGCUACCAUCCUCUUCUCCUAACAAACAGGGAGGAAGCUGUGCUGUCAAAUGAGUCGAUGCGCAAUGUGACAGAAGCAGAGGAUAACGUGAUGUUCUACCUGACUGUCUAUGGGUGCUUAGCUGCGGGAAAUUCCCUCUUCACCCUGUUCAGGGCAUUUCUCUAUGCGUAUGGUGGUAUAAGAGCUGCUCAAGCUCUUCACAAGACCGUACUUGCUGCUAUUCUUAAGGCUCCCAUAGGACUGUUUGACAGGACCCCAAUAGGACGAAUCGUGAAUCGCUUCUCCUCAGACAUGUACUCAAUUGACGAUGCCCUGCCCUUCAUCCUCAACAUCCUGUUAGCUCAGAUGUUUGGUAUUCUGGGCAGUGUGGCCAUCACCUGUUAUGGACUGCCCUGGUUCUCCUUCCUCCUUAUACCACUGGUCACAGUCUACUACUUUGUUCAGCAAUAUUAUCGAAAAACAUCCCGGGAAAUCAAACGAAUCUCCAGUGUCACGCUUUCACCAAUCUAUGCUCAUUUCUCAGAGACUAUUGGAGGACUAGCCACCAUUCGGGCAUUCCGUCACACAGACAGGUUCCGAGAAGAAAACGAACGUCGUUUAGAUUUGAAUCAGAGAGCACAGUUUGCUGCUAAGGCUGUGUCUGCUUGGCUAAGCUUCCGUCUACAGUUGCUAGGGGUUGCCAUGGUAACAGGUGUUGCAUUUACAGCUGUGUUGGAACAUCACUUCAGAACAGUAAAUCCCGGUCUUGUGGGCUUGGCUAUCACCUAUGCAUUGUCCAUUACUAACCUGCUCAGUGGAGUGGUCACCUCGUUCACAGAGACAGAGAAGCAGAUGAUCAGCGUUGAGAGAGUACAGGAGUAUAUAGAUGACACACCCACAGAACGCUGGCAGGGGGUGCUUGUGGCACCUCCAUAUUGGCCAAUUCAGGGAGCAGUCAGUUUUGCACGAGUACAUCUUCAGUAUCGCCCUGGUCUUCCGGAUGCGUUGAAUGGCGUAUCGUUUGAGACGCGGCGAGCAGAGAAGAUUGGCAUAGUGGGCAGGACAGGCUCUGGCAAGUCCAGUCUGUUCAUGGCUCUGUUCAGGCUGGUGGAGAUUCAGGCAGGAGAGAUACACAUUGACGGAAUUAACAUCCAUCACCUUGACCUGACAGACCUCAGGUCUCGACUCGCUAUCAUUCCACAAGAUCCAUUCUUGUUUAGUGGUACUGUACAGGACAACUUGGAUCCAAGGGGAGGUUACUCUGACAGGGAACUUUGGUCAGUCCUGGAGAAAUGUCACCUGAAACAGGCCGUGGAACGCUUGGGAGGCCUGAGGGCAGAUGUGGCUGAGAGGGGGCGACACUUUUCCCAAGGACAGAAACAGCUGCUCUGUCUAGCCAGGGCCCUUCUAAAGAGAGCUAGGGUGCUGUGUAUUGAUGAAGCAACAGCCAGUGUAGACCUGGAGACUGACCGCUACAUACAGCAGACCAUCCUGGAUGAGUUUAGAGAGAACACCGUCUUCACCAUCGCACACAGGAUCAACACAAUCAGGAACGCAGACAGAAUCAUGGUCAUGGCCAAUGGCAAGAUCAUCGAGUUCGCUGCCCCUGCUAAGCUGUUGGAGAACCCCAAAUCAGCAUUCUACAAACUCAGUCACGGCAAUUACAGCUGAGGUCUUGUGGUUGCAUCACUAAAAUGAUGACCAGAAUUAUCUCCCUUCAGCUCCUUGAACUGUUUUUUUUGUACUGCCUGUUUUCCAAGUGGAUGUCUAGUGGAUGUCUGGUACAUGCACUUAACAGAGUAGGCUUAUCCUCAAUGUAAACAUUCCAUGUCAUUUCCAUUUUUGCAUCAUUUUACUUGUAAUGGCCAGAGGAUCGCGUUAUGUGUAGAAAAGUGAACAUGAUUGAUGUAUGGGUAGACAAUCACCGUACAUGUAUCAUGCGCCAGCAGUCCUUAUAUCUUCUGAGACGUGAUGGCGGCGGCAGAUUAGGAUCUGCCUGUAGUGUAGUACUAAUAAAAGUACCAAUAUGUACUUGACAAUUCCUGUAAAAAAAUCUUGCAUUCUAGAAGUUUUUCUAGCAGUUGCCAUUAAACUAAACAUAUUGUUUUAUAUCUGUGCUAAUUGGUUGAAUCUUUAAAAAUAAUGAGAUUCUAGAGUAUUUAUCCUUAGUGCAGUUAGAGCUAAAGUAUUUAUUAAUGAAUAUUAA
Liolophura sinensis is the source of this 5553-nucleotide messenger RNA. RefSeq names its product ATP-binding cassette sub-family C member 10-like. The record is from RefSeq and is a predicted model, not a curated record. Gene Ontology annotation, biological process: transmembrane transport. Gene Ontology annotation, molecular function: ATP hydrolysis activity; ABC-type transporter activity; ATP binding. The transcript is spliced from 17 exons. Gene Ontology annotation, cellular component: membrane. Lineage: Eukaryota; Metazoa; Mollusca; Polyplacophora; Chitonida; Chitonidae. Bases 159 to 5018 code for a protein of 1619 amino acids.